GAAUCUAAUAACCCUGAAAGUAAUAAUAACAUAGAAUUAAAUCAUGUUAGUCAUAGGAAAAGAUUAAUUAGAAUCAAAGGAAAAAUUGAUGAACACCCUGCACAGAUAUUAAUCGAUAGUGGUGCAACGAAAAACUUUAUUGAUAGAGACUUUGCCUACAAGAAUCAACUCCAGAUUAGCAACGAUAACAAAAUUACAGUAGAAUUAGCUAAUGGCAACAAAGAAUCCAUUGAACAAACAGUUACUAUGACUUUUGCCAAUUCUCAAAUAGAUUGGAGAACUAAUGAACUUACUUUUAAUUAUGGUACAAAAGUAAUAAAGGUGCAAGGAAACAAUACCAAUAAUGAAAGUAAUGGUGUUAAUACUAUUUAUAUUUCUCGACAACAACUUGCUAACA
This is a messenger RNA of Diversispora eburnea, 397 nucleotides long. NCBI's taxonomy places the organism in Eukaryota, Fungi, Glomeromycota, Glomeromycetes, Diversisporales, Diversisporaceae. The record is from the annotation of a GenBank genome assembly.